Messenger RNA from Epinephelus moara (kelp grouper), 4630 nucleotides. RefSeq names its product forkhead box protein B1-like. The transcript has a single exon. Gene Ontology annotation, biological process: anatomical structure morphogenesis; regulation of transcription by RNA polymerase II; cell differentiation. Gene Ontology annotation, molecular function: DNA-binding transcription factor activity, RNA polymerase II-specific; RNA polymerase II cis-regulatory region sequence-specific DNA binding. NCBI's taxonomy places the organism in Eukaryota, Metazoa, Chordata, Actinopteri, Perciformes, Serranidae. The record is from RefSeq and is a predicted model, not a curated record. Bases 677 to 1621 code for a protein of 314 amino acids.
AGAGCGCAGCGCAGCUCCCUCACAAACAUCCCCGGAAAUCAGGCUUCUCUGCUCGGCGUUUCUCGGCUCUUUUUGCCGCCGCUUCUUCAAAUGAAAAUGACUUGUGUUGGCUCAGUGCGUCCAUGUAAAUACGUGUAAAUGAAACCACACUGUGCCCCAGUUUCCCCCCCGAGUCCCCUCCCUCCCCCUCCUCCUCCUCCUGUCUAUGAUCAUGUGAUGGUGAAGAAGUGGCCCAUUAAUGAAGCUCCUCUCCGGGGGUCUUUUCUGCUCCUGUCACCGCCGUCCAGCCCACAGACGGGACAGACCGAGAGAGGGACAUGGAGGAGGCAGCAGCAGCCGCUUAGCGCAGCUCAGCAGCGGUGCAGGAGGAGGACGUACACCGCGCUGCACCUGCCGGGGACCCGCAGCUGGCAGACAGGGUAGAGACGAGGAAGCAGCGGUUUCUAGAACUUUUCCUCAACUUGAAGGCGGAGUUGUGGCUCCAGCAGUGUGCGUACAAGACGGGACCAUGUGUGCCAAAUACCAGGCAAGUUUCUUUUCGUGCGUAACGGUGUUUUGAAGAGUUGGAACUGUUUGGACAAAGUUUGUAAAAAGUGAGGCGAGUCUGUUCUGCUCUCUGAAGACUGAGAGUAAACUUAUCCCGGCCCGGCCCCGUCCGGCCCGGUUCAGCAGAAUAAUGCCUCGCCCGGGGAGGAACACGUACAGCGACCAGAAGCCUCCAUAUUCUUACAUCUCCCUCACGGCCAUGGCCAUCCAGAGCUGCCCGGAGAAGAUGCUCCCCCUCAGUGAGAUUUACAAGUUCAUCAUGGACCGGUUCCCGUACUACCGGGAGAACACGCAGCGGUGGCAGAACUCUCUGCGGCACAACCUCUCUUUUAACGACUGUUUUAUUAAGAUCCCCCGCAGACCGGACCAGCCCGGUAAGGGCAGUUUUUGGGCUCUGCACCCGAGCUGCGGCGACAUGUUUGAGAACGGGAGUUUUCUGCGGCGCAGGAAGCGUUUUAAAGUGGGCGGCAUGCAGGUCACGGACCCGCUGGCACCCAGCAAGCCGCAGGAUGCCGCCCACUACCUGCAGCAGCAGGCCAAGCUGCGUCUCAGCGCGCUGCACGCGGCCGCGCACCUCCCGCAGAUGCCGGGCGGAUACAACCUGAGCUCCGUGUCUCAGCCAUCCAGCUUCAAACACCCGUUUGCCAUCGAGAACAUCAUCGCCAGAGAGUACAAGAUGCCGGGCGGGCUCGCGGCCUUUUCCACCACCGGGUACCCGCUCCACAACCAGCUGACCCCGGCCUGGCCGCACAUGUACGGCUCCGGGAUGAUGGACACCGCGGCUCCCAUCUCCAUGGCCAGCGACUACUCCGCCUACGGCAUGCCCCUCAAGUCCAUCUGUCACGGCGGACAGACUCUGCCCGCCAUCCCGGUGCCCAUCAAACCCACGCCCGCUUCAAUGCCGGGCCUGCCGGGGCUGCCCACACACAUCCCGGCUUUCCUGGCGAACUCUCCCCAGUCUCUGAGCCCCACCUCCCCGCAGACAGCCACCGGUCAAAGCAGCCCGGCCGCGCCCGGAGAGGCGCUGUCCUCCCCGGCCUCUGCGGCGUUGCAGUCCACGGUGGCGGUGCACUGACUGGAAUCAGACUUUGUUCUCUUUUUUUAUAAAGGAAAAAAAAAAACUCUGCGAAAGGGAAAAUGACGAACUUCUUCAACUCCAAAGCAGUGUUUCAUCUCCAGGACACAAAGUGCGCGAAUGUGAGGAUGUGCGUUAAUUAUUAGGAAAUUUCUGUCGGUUUUGUUUCUCUGAAAAGAAAGAAAUUCAUCCAUCAAACGUGAACAUGUUUUCCCCAUCUUGUGAAGAAACAGCAGGUUGACCUCUGGCCUCCUGCAAACAACACAAAUAUCAUUUAGGAAAAACAUUAAUUUGUAUUUCUUGUGAAACAACGUUAUUUCAGAAUUAUGACAGAAACAAAAAUCAUUUAGACAGUUUAAUCUGUUUCUCUCCACAUUCCUUCACAGCAGACUGACUUGGUGUUACCGGUCGGAUCGUGUCGUGACAAAUUAUCCGGAUCUUUUGUGUUUGAAGCCUUUUCUUCUCAAACUGAAAGAAAGAUCUCAGAUUAAUGACUCUUAAAGAUUUGUUUCCACUUCACUUCAGCCUCUCUGCUGUUUCUUUUCUGCUCCCGAAACAAAAGGGAAACUUAAAGGAAAGUUAGUUUUUCAACUUGCAGGAUUUUCCUUCCAAAAGUUUUAACGCAACAGAGCACGAGAGGAAAAUCUUCAUAAAAAUGCAAACAGCAUUUAGUGAACCAAAUAAUUACCCAGCCGUUUUUUCCUUUUUUAUUAUUAUUAUUAGUAUUAUUUUUUGUAAUUGAUAUGAACAAUCGCAGAGAUAAAAAAAUAUUAAAUAAGACUUGAAAUCAUAUAUUUAUGUCAGAGGUUCAGCAUAGUUUAAAAAGAAAACCACUGGAGAUAUCUGACCAUGAAUGCAAGGAUCUACUGUCUCUGAUGCACUUUUUAAAACAUGAAAUCUAAAUGUUUUUUUUUUUCAGUAGCUGACAGCCGUGUUGGUUUAAUUUAAAGUUUUUUUGUUUGUUUUUUUUAAACGCUGUGGUGUUCAAAUGACCCGCUGUCUGUGUAUUUGUACUGCUGCAUGCUCCUGCUGUCUGAAAAAGUAAAAUAAUUCCGUGUUUGUGAGUUUCUUGGGCUGAAAGCAUAAAGCAUGAACAUGAACAACGGGCUUUUUAUUCCCUGCGCUCUGUCUGCUCAUCCAGAUCCAUUAAAAAAACCUUCCUGGGAAUAAAAACACCAAAAAAGUAGUGAAGAGGCCUGUUAUUCACCUGCGCGCGCGCGCACACACACACACACACACACACACACACACACACACACACACACACACACACACACACACACACAAAUUGAGUCAAUUUUAUUCAAUUUACAAAUUGUUAUUUUUUUCUGGAAUAUUUUAGGCCUACAUUUCAGAGAUUUCUUCUAGGGAAAAUGUAACUUUUCACUCCAUUAAUCUUACAGCUGAAAUCACUGGUGACAAAGCAAGUUAAGAUUUCACAUUUAUCAUGGGAUUACAUAAUAUGGCUUUCGUCUGAUAAAAAUAUUGUAUCUUCAAAAUGUCCAGUUUUCAGGAGCUCUGUUUCUGCUUGAAAACUGCUUGUGACUUUUAGAUAUUCUGGCUCACUGUUACUUCAGGUAUCAUGAAACUUUGACCACAUGUCGAGAUGUGCUUCAUGUUUUUCUAAGAAAAUUCAAUUUGACCAAAAUCUGAACUAUGGAUGUACAUUUUCAAUUUGUUCUAAUGAUCUCUAAAAAAUAAACUAACUAAAAAACUUUUUAUAUAAUAAACAUUUAUUUUUACAGUUGGACAGCUGCAAUUUAUCAGCAAUAGUGAUUGAUUACAUUGUGAUAAUUAUAUGUCUAUAUUCGUUUUGUCCAUAUUUCCCACCUGUUGGAGAAAUUUCUCAACAUGUAGAGACAAGUUCUGUUUGUAAAUCCUUCAGCUGAUCUGAGAGCUGGAAAAUCCCCAAACUGAAGGUACGGGAUAUGUACCAGACACUGAUACUGUCAAAUAUUUGACAUUAAAAUUAACAGGCCCCAAAUAAUGAGCCGUAAGAGUUACUGUAAACUGUGACUGAAGCUGCGUGCUGUUUUAAAAUGACUAUAAUGACAUAUUCUGUAUAUUCACAUAUUAACUGUAACAGUGAUGCAGCACAGGAGAAAGACAUUUUCACUUGAACAGAUAUUGUUCAAUUUAAUCUGUAAGUGUCGCACACCUACAGAACACAAAACGUUUGAAAUAAUUAUUCAGUAGUUCAGUAAAACAGUGUCUUCAAAUACUGACAAAACUAAUUUUAAAUGCACGUUCACGUUUGGUGAAAACAAAAUUAAAAAACUCCAAUCUCUUAACGAAUUAGUGUCCUCACUAUGUUACAGAACCACACAGCAGAGACUGUGUGAGGUCUUGAGUUUUCCAGCAGCAGCGGACACUACUGAAACUAAGAUGCAGUGGUGGAAUGUAAAUGCCUAUACUUAUGUGCAAAUUUGAGGUACUUGUACUUUACUUGAGUAUUUCCAUUUUAAGAUUUAAUUCAUUAUAUUUAUGACAGCUUGUUAGUUACUUUUAACUUUUUGAUGAAACAAUGUAUCAGGUUUUAUAAAUUCUUCAUGUGUUUUGCACAUCUCCACCUUGAUUAACUAUAAUCAAAAAAUAGGUACUAAUUACACAUGAAUGCUUCAGUAAUCUAAUAAACACACUCCCAGAGGUCAUUUGUUACCACUAUGAGUACUUUCACUUUUGAUACUUUAAGUAUAUUUUCUGAUCCUACUUUCAUACUUGUACUUAGGUAACAUUUCCAGUGCAGGACCUUUAGUUGCAAUAGAGUAUUUUCACAGUAUGAUAUUAACAUGUACUUGAGUAAAGGAUCUGAGUAUUUCUUCCACCACUGUAAAAAACGCAUCAUUUCAAUAGAUUUAAAGAUGACUUACAACUCUCAACUUAAAAAAAAGCCAACUCAGUUUGUCACCAGUCAGUGCGAGUCUUUAUGUCCAACAUGUCCUGCAGCUUCAACUCAAAAUGUAACUGACAAAACAAAUUAAAGUGUAUGUUCAUAUUUACAAAUGAGUU